UUCCAGGCUGAGUCGUGCCACACUGGUCUAUCCCGUACCGGGGAGUCCCAGGAAGAGCUGCGUUUCGUGGAGGGGGAGGGACAGAACUCAGGGAUGGAACCCUCGGCCGAUGAGGUCAACAACAACAAUUGUGCGGCCAGUCCAGAUGAGUUGGAGAGCCCCCUGAAGACCAACCUGGAGGGAGAAGCUCUGGACGGAGCCCUGGAACACCUGAGGAUAGGUAACACCUUCACCUUCAGGGUGACGGUCCUCCAGGCCUCCAGCAUCUCUGCAGAGUACGCUGACAUCUUCUGCCAGUUCAAUUUCAUCCACCGCCAUGAUGAGGCCUUUUCCACAGAGCCUCUGAAGAACACAGGGCGAGGCCCUGCUCUGGGCUUCUACCACGUACAGAACAUUGCUGUAGAGGUCACCAAAUCCUUUGUGGAGUACAUCAAGACCCAGCCUAUGGUGUUUGAGGUGUUUGGUCACUACCAGAAACAGCCAUUCCCUGCUUUGUGCAAGGACCUGAUCAGCCCUCUGCGUCCCUGCAGAAGGCAGUUCCCCAAAGUCAUGCCCCUGUCCAAACCAGUCCCUGCCACCAAGCUGACUACCCUGAUGCGCCCUACAGCUGGGCCCUGCCACUGCAAGUAUGACCUCAUGGUGUUCUUUGAGAUCUGCGAACUGGAGGCCAGUGGAGACUACAUCCCAGCAGGAGUGGACCAUAGAGGAGGCAUGCCUUGCCAUGGGACAUUCAUGCUGCACCAGGGUAUCCAGAGGCGCGUCACGGUGACCAUCGUUCAUGAGACAGGUGGAGACAUCGAGUGGAAGGAUGUCCGGGAACUGGUUGUGGGUCGUAUCCGCAACUCUCCCGAGGGGGACGACGCCAUCAUAGACCCAAACAUCCUGUCACUCAACAUCCUGUCAGCUGGGUCUGUCAAGCCCAUGCAGGAGGACAGACAGUUUCUUGAUUCGGACAUGCCUAGGACAUUCUAUCGCUUCGAGGCUGCCUGGGACAGCGCCAUGCAUAACUCCCUCCUCCUGAACCGGGUCACUCCUUACGGAGAGAAGAUCUACAUGACCUUGUCGGCCUACCUAGAGAUGGAGAACUGCACCCAGCCCACAGUCAUAACCAAAGAUUUCUGCAUGGUGUUCUACUCUCGAGACGCUAAACUCCCGGCCUCCCGCUCCAUCCGAAACCUGUUCGGCACAGGAAGCCUGAGGGCAGUGGAGGGUAACCGGGUGACAGGUGUGUACGAGGUCAGCCUAUGUCACCUGGCCGAUCAUGGGAGUCCAGGUAUGCAGAGGAGACGUCGCCGGGUGCUGGACACCUCGGUGGCGUACGUCCGCGGGGAGGAGAACCUGGCUGGGUGGAGGCCUCGCAGUGACAGCCUCAUCCUGGACCACCAGUGGGAACUGGAGAAACUCAGCCUCCUGCAGGAGGUGGAGAAGACGAGACACCGCCUGCUCCUCAGGGAGAAAUUAGAGUCCAUCCUGCUGCUGGGUCAGGAGGGGUUGUUGUCCUGUGUAGGUGAGGAGCAGAGUGAGUCCCCUCAACCCUCUGAGGGUCUUGGCCUCAGUCCCACCGUAGAUGCCCCUAAUGAGAGGCAGAGGGAGCUAGCCAUCAAGUGUCUUCGGCUGCUCACCCACUCCUUCAACAGAGAGUACAGCCACGUGUGUAUCAGCGCCAGUGAAAGCAAGCUGUCUGAGAUGUCAGUGACUCUGCUGAGGGAGUCGACCUCUGCCACGGCCCUCAACAUCCUCACCCCCUCCUCGACAUGCCCCUCACUGGUGGAGGGCUGCUACCCCAAGUCCGAAGGGCUCAGAACGCCCAUGCCUCGUUCCCGCUGCGCCAGCCCCAACCCUGACUGCUCACAGCGGGACGGAGAGGUCAAGAUAUCCCCUGGCCCCAGUGGGGUCGCGGCCCCAGAGGUUAAGCCUAGGGAACUCCGCUUCGUACCAGACAUCCAGGAGAUCCGGGUCAGCCCCAUCGUGUCAAAGAAGGGCUACCUGCAUUCUGAGCCUCAUACCAACGGCUGGGUGAAGCGUUAUGUGGUGUUGAGACGUCCCUACGUCUAUAUCACAAAUACAGAGAGAGACAGCGUUGGAGAGAGCCAUCCUCAACCUCUCUCUGCCCAUGUCGAGUACAGCGAGGACAAGCAGGCCAUGCUUAAGACCCCAAACGCGUUUGCUGUGUGUACUGAGCACCGCGGGAUACUGCUCCAGGCCAGCAACGACAAGGAGAUGCACGACUGGCUCUAUGCAUUUAACCCUCUCCUGGCUGGAUCCAUCAGAUCCAAACUGUCCAGAAGAAGAGCUGGACAGAUGAGGAUGUGAAUCAACAUGUCUUAAAGACAAGACAACAGAACACCAAAAGACUAACCUGUAUAUAGACCCCAGACUUAUUACUCCUUUUCCUCCUGUGCUGACCCCUUAACCCCUCCCCCUCCUCCUCCUCUUUCUGCACACGCCCAGUUAAUCCCGAGCUGACCACCAGCGUAUCUAAGGCCUUGAGGCCUCCGUCAUCGUUGUGUGUCUGUCAGGCCUGUACCGCUGUCUGUCUGUCUGUGUUGGCCUUAUUGUCUGGUUUAAACCCCUCUCCAAGGCUGAGGCGCAAAUACCACCCUAUUCUCUAUAUAGUGCAUUGCUUUUGACCAGGGCCUAUAGGGCUGGUCAUAGUUACUGUAAGAAGGGCCUAUAGGGCUGGUCAUAGUUACUGUAAGAAGGGCCUAUAGGGCUGGUCAUAGCUACUGUUAGAAGGGCCUAUAAGGCUGGUCAUUGCUACUGUAAGAAAUGCCUAUAAGGCUGGUCAUAGCUACUGUAAGAAGGGCCUAUAGGGCUGGUCAUAGCUACUGUAAGAAGGGCCUAUAAGGCUGGUCAUAGUUACUGUAAGAAGGGCCUAUAGGGCUGGUCAUAGCUACUGUAAGAAGGGCCUAUAAGGCUGGUCAUAGCUACUGUAAGAAGGGCCUAUAAGGCUGGUCAUAGCUACUGUAAGAAGGGCCUACAGGGCUCUGGUUAAAACUAGUGCACUACAUAGGGAAUAGGGUGCAGGCUCUGGUCUAAAGUAGUGCACUAAGUAGGGAACAAGGUAUCGCUUGGGAUUGAGCCCAAACCUCCUUACUUUACCAGAAUGUUCCGAGCCGAGGGAACGGAGGAAGAGAGAGGGGGAGAGGGGUAGUUACCAGUUCCUUAUUUUAUAGACUUGCAUUAUGAUGUACUGUAUGGUAGUUGUCAGCAACACGUUGAGCUUAUUAAAUAACACAUUUAUUCCUUCAGGAAAGAAAA
Salvelinus sp. IW2-2015 is the source of this 3261-nucleotide messenger RNA. The record is from RefSeq and is a predicted model, not a curated record. Lineage: Eukaryota; Metazoa; Chordata; Actinopteri; Salmoniformes; Salmonidae.